GGACAGAGACACAGACUACAAUUCCCAUAAUGCCCAGCGAAACACCACAUCACUGCGCACGCGUGACGGCCUGAUGCUUCGGAUCUCCACUCUGCGCACCGCCUCUCUUUUUAUAUUUAUAAAAAAAACUAAUGGCUUACUUCAUAAAACGGAAGAAAAGUAAACGGUUGAAACGGGGAGCAUGGUGAGAAAAGAACUAAAAUCCAAACGGGACAGCCUUGAAAAAAAGGAAUAUCUCCGGCUGAAGAAUACCGAUAAACCUGAGCUCACAGAAUGGGAAGAGGAAUGUGAACUUCAACAGCAAAGGUUCUGGGUCAGACUCGGAUCGAUUGCACCGAUGGUUAGUGGACGCCCACAGCAUCCGUGAGGAUAGGAAUCGCGUCCCGAUGCGGCCACCGUACGAAUAACGACUCUGGCCGAGCCCCUUUUGUACACCAGCCAAUCAGGGCCCGGUAUCAGAUGCUCCGCGAAGCUGCGAUGGCGCCGGUGAAGCUUUGUAUCCCAGGAGAGAGACUGUGCAGUAUAGAGGACAGCACACCUGGGGAAGGCACGUAUUCCAGACACGGAUACAUUUUUGCGUCUUUAGCAGGAUAUGUGAUGAAGAGAAAUGAUAAUGGAAUGGUGCCCAUUAUAUCAGUGGUUCGGGACUCAGAGCCCCAGCUCCUACCAGAAGUUGGUGUUGUUGUAACGUGUAAGGUAACCAGUAUUAACCCACGAUUUGCUAAAGUUCACAUUUUAUAUGUACGAUCUACUCCGUUGAAAGGGGCUUUUAAAGGAACCAUCAGGCGAGAAGACAUACGAGCAACAGAAAAGGACAAGAUCGAGGUCUACAAAUGUUUCAGGCCUGGCGAUAUUGUUUUAGCAAAAGUGAUCUCCCUAGGUGACGCUCAAUCCAACUACCUGCUGACGACAGCAGAAAAUGAGCUCGGAGUGGUCGUCGCACACAGUGAAGCAGGUGCACAGAUGGUCCCCAUCAGCUGGUGUGAGAUGCAGUGCCCCAAAUCACACGGGAAAGAGUUCCGGAAAGUGGCUCGAGUGCAGCCAGAAUUCCUGCACACCUGAGACCAGUCACCAACGUCACACUUUAUUGCAGAGGAGUUUUCUAAUGACUGCUGUUUGUAUUCAGACGGCUUCAAAGGACAGAUGACUCCUGGAGCCCAAUGUAAGACUGCAGAACUUAGCCCAGCUCGAAAAUGAUGCCAGGACACAUACCAUCUUCUACUAUAUGGUAUCUUCUCAGGGUACUCAGUAAAGUUACAAAUCUUCUACUUUUUAAACAUUAAAUAAAUUAAUAUUUUUCUUUACGACAAAUCUUUAACUUUUUCAAAUGUGUCAUGUGCAAGUUACCUUUCACUAUCUACCUCUUACCAUGUUUUGGUACCAUGAUCUGCUGCAAAGUUUUGUCAGUGUCAAUGAGAGAGAAUACAGUCAAGGCACAUACUUUGUCAGCCAUUUGCUUGUCAUGAACCUGAGAACUGAAGCUUUACCUCCCUUGCUGUUGACUGUAAAACAUUUCAGGAUAUUUUGUGAAUACAGUACCAAGCUGGGGAAUUGUUUGGGUGCUUUAAACUUUUCAUCUGUUUUCCUUCAAAUCUAAUCCAAAAUACAUAUGCAACAGUGCAUUCUAUGAUCACAAAUUCCAUAACUUACAAACUCACUUUCAAGGACUCAUGUUCUUGGUAUUAUUUAUUUAUGUAUGCACAUAUUUGUCUUUUACACAUUGGUUGUCUAUCACUCUUUGUUUAGUUUUCAUAAAUUGUAUUUCUUUACUUUUUCCUGUAAGUGCAUGCAAGAAAAUGAAUCUCAAGGUAGUAACCUAUGCUUGCUUUGAUAAUAAAUUUACUUUGAAUUUGAUGAGGGAGCAGAGCUUCUAAUGAGCAAGCCGUUAACAGAUUCAUCGUGUGCAUUUGAGAGGUUCAGUUGUCUAGUACAUUAAAUUGGUAAAUGGGUUUCUUUUUGUCAUAUGUACUGAGGUACAGUGAACAUCUUGUCUUGCAUACUCUUUAUACAAAUCAAACCAUCAAACCAUUACAACAGCUGAGAAGUUGCAGAUGGAGUUCAAUCCAGAUAAGUGUAAGGUGGUUUAUUUUGGAGGUCAAAUAUGAUGACAGUAUAGUAUUAAUGGUAAGACUCUUGGCAGUGUGGAGAAUCAGAGGGAUCUUAGGGUCCGAGUCCAUAGGACACUUAAAGCUGCUGCGCAGGUUGACUCUGUGGUUAAGAAAGUAUUCCUUCAUCAAUCAUGGGAUUGAGUUUAGGAGCCGAGAGGUCAUGUUGCAGCUAUGGGACCCUGGUCAGACCCCACUUGGAGAACUGUGCUCAGUUCCGGUCAUUUCACUAUAGGAAGUAUGUGGAAACCAUAGAAAGGAUGCAAAGGAGAUUUACAAGGAUGUUGCUUGGAUUGGGGAGCAUGCCUUAUGAGAAUAGGUUGAGUGAACUCGGCAUUUUUUUCUUUGAGCAACUGAGGAUGAGAGGUGACCUGAUAAGUUGAUGAGAGGCAUUGAUCGUGUGGAAUCUCAGGGGCUUUUUCCCGGGGCUGAAAUGGUUAACACAAAAGGGCACAGUUUUAAGGUGUUUGGAAGUAGGUACAGAGGGGAUGUCAGGGCUAAGUUGUUGUUGUUUACGCAGAGAGUGGUGAGUGUGUGGAAUGGGCUGCCGGCAACGGUGGUGGAGGUGGAUACAAUAGGGUCUUUUAAAAGACUGCUGGACAGGUAAACAGAGCUCAGAAAAAUAGAGGGCUAUGGGUAACCCUAAGUAAUUUCUCAGGUAAGGACAUGUUUGGCACAGCCUUGUGGGCCGAAGGGCCUGUAUUGUGCUAUAGGUUUUUUAUGUUUCUCACAGUGCACUAAGGCAGAAGAAUGUAAAACAAUAACUGAGUGCAGUUAAAGUUACGGAGAAGGUGCUGUGCAGGAAGACAUAAUACAAGGACACAAUGAGAUUUGUGAGGUCAGGUUUCCAUUGUAUAUAAGGAAAACAACAGAAGGAUAGAAGCUGUCCUUGACAAUGCCAGCAUGUGGUUUCAGGCUUCUGUAUCUUCUGCCUGAUGGGAGGGGAGAGAAGAGAAUGUCUAGCAUAGGUGGUGUCUUUAAGUUGGCCGCUAUACUGAGGCAGCAGGAUGUUGAGGACCCGUGACUCCGCCUUCAGAGCAGGUGACAAAGCAGCCCGAACAACAGCAAGCGCCAAACUGUCCCGAGCCAUCAGAGGGGCAAAGUGUGCACACGCCCAGCAAAUCCAUAGCCACUUCCAGGACAUCAGCGACACACAGCCCAUGUGGAAGGGCAUCCAGGACAUCACCAAUUACGGGACAACAUCACCUGACUGUGUGGGUGAUGCCUCCCUCCCAGAUGCGCUGAGACACUCGUUGUGAGGCGGGAAAAUGAUGUGGUGGUGAGGAGGUCCACCCCUCCUACAAAUGACCAGGUGCUGUGUCUCACUGUGGCUGAUGUGAGAAGAACCCUGUGCAGGGUCAACCCAUGGAAGGCUGCUGGACCAGACACAUUCCUGGUAGAGUGCUCAGAGGAGUGCACAGAGAUGUUCUCACUGACAUCUUCAACAUCUCCCUGAGCAAUGCCACCGUUCCAACGUGCUUCAAGGCCGCACCAUCAUCCCCGUGCCAAGGAAGUCUUCAAACUGAUUGGAAAGCUGAGCCUACUGGUCCUGAACACCUUCCUCUGCAACUGGAUCCUAGACUUCCUGACUAGCAGACCUCAGUCAGUCCAGAUUGGGAGCAGCGCCUCCAACACGAUCACACUGAGCACGGGGACCCCAGGGCUGUGUGCUCAGUCCACUGCUGUUCACUCUGUUGACCCACGACUGUGCUGCAACACACAGCUCGAAUCACAUCAUCAAGUUCGCCGAUGACACGAUUGUGGUGGGUCUCAUCAGCAAGAACAAUGAGUCAGCUUACAGAGAGAAGGUGUAGCAGCUAACGGACUGGUGCAGAGCCAACAACCUGUCUCUGAAUGUGAACAAAACAAAAGAGAUGGUUGUUGACUUCAGGAGGGCAUGGAGCGACCACUCCCUGCUGAACAUCGACAGCUCCUUGGUAGAGAUCAUUAAGAGCACAAAAUUUCUUGGUGUUCACCUGGCAGAGAAUCUCACCUGGUCCCUCAACACCUGCUCCAUAGCAAAGAAAGCCCAGCAACAUCUCUCUGCGAAGUCUGAGGAAAGUCCAUCUCCCACCCCCCAUUCUCAUCACCCAAUUUUAUUAUCAAAGUGUCUAUAUAUGUCACCAUAUACACACCUGAGAUUGUGGGCAUACUCAUUAAAUCUAUAACAGAAUCAGUGAAAGACUGCUCAAUCUGGGCGUACAACCAGAGUGCAGAAGACAUCAAACUCUGCAGAAACGAAAAUGAAAGAAAUGACAAUAAUAAUAAAUGAAUAAGCAAUAAAUAUCGAGAACAUGAGAUGAAGAGCCCUUGAAAGUGAGUCCAUUGGUUGUGGGAACGUUUCAAUGAUGGGGUGGGUGAGGUUAUCCCCACUGGUUUAGGAGCCUGAUGGUUGAGGGAUGAUAACUGUUCCUGAACCCGGUGCUAUGUGUCCUGAGGCCCCUGUACCUUCUACCUAAUGGCAGCCAUGAGAAAAGAGUUUCAUUAGUGACAUGGGUGUAAUUGGGUGGCACAGCCUCAUUGAGCCAGAAGGGCUUUUUACCAUGCUGUAUCCCAAAAAAAUUUUUUUAAAAUGUCCCUUUUUUUUCCUGUUGAAUUUCAUCCUCAUCACAUUCUACAGGGGUUGUAUUGAGAGCAUCCUGAGCAGCUGCAUCACUGCCUGGUUUGGAAAUUGCACCAUCUUGGAUCGCAAGACCUUGCAGCAGAUAGUGAGGUCAGCUGAGAAGAUCAUCGGGGUCUCUCUUCCCGCCAUCAUGGACAUUUACACUACAUGCUGCAUCUGCAAAGCAAACAGCAUUAUGAAGGACUCCACGCACCCCUCAUACAAACUCUUCUCCCUCCUGCCGUCUGGGAAAAGGCACCAAAGUAUUCAGGCUCUCACGACCAGACUGUUAACAGUUUCAUCCCCCAAGCUAUCAGACUCCUCAAUACCCAGAGCCUGGACUGACCUUACUGUCCUAUUGUCCUGUUUAUUAUUUAUUGUAAUGCCUGCACUGUUUGUACACCUUAUGCAGUCCUGGGUAGGUCUGGAGUCUAGUGCAGUUUUUUUUCCUGUGUUUUUUUGUGUAGUUCAGUCUAAUUUUUGUACUGAGUCAUGUAACACCAUGGUCCUGAAAAAAUGUUGUCUCAUUUUUACUAUGUACUGUACCAACAGUUGUGGUUGAAAUGACAAUAAAACUGACUUGACUUGAUGUGUA
Hypanus sabinus (Atlantic stingray) is the source of this 5302-nucleotide messenger RNA. RefSeq names its product exosome component 1 (gene exosc1). The record is from RefSeq and is a predicted model, not a curated record. Gene Ontology annotation, cellular component: cytoplasm; nuclear exosome (RNase complex). Gene Ontology annotation, biological process: RNA processing. The coding region runs from base 460 to 1062 and encodes 200 amino acids. The transcript has 9 exons. NCBI's taxonomy places the organism in Eukaryota, Metazoa, Chordata, Chondrichthyes, Myliobatiformes, Dasyatidae. Gene Ontology annotation, molecular function: RNA binding.